Molecule: messenger RNA, 1700 nt
Organism: Dendrobium catenatum
Lineage: Eukaryota; Viridiplantae; Streptophyta; Magnoliopsida; Asparagales; Orchidaceae
Product: casein kinase II subunit alpha-like
Exons: 10
Coding region: 105-1295 (396 amino acids)
Biological process (GO): protein phosphorylation
Cellular component (GO): nucleus; cytosol; protein kinase CK2 complex
Molecular function (GO): ATP binding; protein serine/threonine kinase activity
Source: RefSeq, a predicted model, not a curated record
CCGGGCCCAGUUCCUCCGCUUUCUGUCCGAUAUCGAAUUACAGCGAUGGCUUCGCCGCCGACUUCAUCUCUCCAUCUCCAACCCUAUCCUUCUAUAAAUAUUUCAUGGCCUUGGGCCCUCUGCGCUUUCUAAAUCGGCGCCUCCUUCUCUUCCAUAGCUCUGGCCCAUCCCCAAACCUUACCCUAGCUUUUUCCGGCCUGCAUCGGAUCUCCGGCGAGAAGCCUCGUCGACCUUCCGCCACCACAGCCGAAGCACUGGCGCACAGGAUCGGGAAGGCCGUUCGGCGGCCCGGCGCUGCCUCUAAGGCGAGGGUUUAUGCCGACGUCAACGUUGCCCGGCCCAAGGAGUACUGGGAUUAUGAAUCUGUUACCGUUCAGUGGGGGGAUCAGGAGGAGUACGAAGUUGUUCGGAAGGUUGGGAGAGGGAAAUACAGCGAGGUUUUCGAGGGGGUACACUGCACGGACAGCCAGCCCUGCAUUAUUAAGAUACUAAAGCCCGUGAAGAAGAAGAAGAUAAAGCGGGAGAUAAAGAUAUUGCAGAACCUUUGUGGCGGACCAAAUAUUAUUAAGUUAUUGGACAUUGUCAGAGAUCAACAGUCUAAGACACCCAGUCUCAUAUUUGAGUAUGUCAAUAAUAAUGAUUUCAGAGUGCUCUAUCCAACUUUAACAGACUACGAUACACGAUACUACAUAUAUGAACUUUUGAAGGCCCUUGAACAUUGUCACUCUCAAGGCAUCAUGCACCGAGAUGUCAAGCCUCAUAAUGUCAUGAUUGAUCACGAACAACGAAAACUUCGUCUUAUUGAUUGGGGUUUAGCAGAGUUCUAUCAUCCUGGGAAGGAGUACAAUGUCAGAGUUGCUUCGAGGUAUUUCAAGGGGCCAGAACUGCUUGUGGAUUUGCAAGACUAUGAUUAUUCAUUGGAUAUGUGGAGCCUUGGAUGUAUGUUUGCUGGGAUGAUAUUUCGCAAGGAACCAUUCUUUUAUGGGCAUGAUAACUAUGAUCAGCUGGUAAAAAUUGCAAAGGUGCUUGGAACUGAAGAAUUGAGUUCUUAUCUUAACAAAUAUCGUCUGGAGCUUGACCCACAGCUUUCAGCACUUGUUGGAAGACAUAGCAGAAAGCCAUGGGCAAGGUUUAUUAAUGAUGAUAACCAGAAUGUUGCCGUCCCUGAGGCUGUUGACUUCUUGGACAAAUUGCUCCGCUAUGAUCACCAGGAGAGACUAACUGCUAAAGAAGCAAUGGCUCAUCCUUAUUUCAAUCCAAUGAAGAGUGCUGAAAGCAGCAGGAAUAGAGCUUAGUUGCUCAAAUUCAUUUAUUGUUGACUGCGUGCAUUGUUGCGAGGACUAUAUCUUCCCAUCCCUGCAUCAUUCGUGGUUUAGUCUCCCUAUCCGCUUUCUCAUCUAAAUAUAAUAUAUCUAUAUGGUGGGUCAGGUUCAUCAUUUUCUUUCCUCAUUGAAUUAGAUGGAUAUCUGGGAUGGGCUAUGUUUGUGUUAGUCUUGAGGUCUAUUACAUAAGGAACAAUAUCUUAAACCUUUUAUCUUUUCUUUUCCUGCAAGUUUCGAAAAGGCUUGUUUAGUUUGAUUUGAAGCUAUACUUUAUGAAGGUUAAAAAUGCUUUAAACAGAUUUUAUAGGAGGAGAAGUAGCACUCCUCAGUCUUCUAAUUUACGAUUUUAUUUUCGGUCGUAUGAGUUGUUUUUUUUAA